AUGCAUGUGUGUUAAGAGUGUGUGUGUGUGUGUGUUGUUACUCUAAACAGAAAUCCAGCUUCCUCACUUCUCUCUUCUGUGCUCAGUUGGCUGACCGCGGCUGUUGCUGCUCACUUCAGCACAGUCUCUCUCUCUCUCUCUCUCUCUCUCGCUCGCUCUCUCUCUCGCUCUCUCUCUUUCUGUCGUUCAUUCCUAUUCUUUGUCUCCAUGACAACUGGUUGUCACAAAGACAUCGUGCUCACCUGAGAUCAGGAAGAAGGAAGUGCUCGGUCCUGCCCACGCCGAACUCUCGAAGGAAUUCAAACAGGAGGCGACUUGACAGCGAACAAGUGGCCAGAGAGAAGAACCUACCUGACAGGCAGCGUGAAGGAGGAGAGGAUCAGGAAGGGAAGAUGAGAAAGUGACGAGCUGGAUCUUUGCUUUUGAAUGGUGGCAGAAGAACCGACAGCAGCGACACGGUGACUCCACGUCUCAUCGUCCCACAGGCCCCCGAUCUGAUUGGAUGGUUUUGUCAGAAUGACAGCCGAAGAUCCUGCUUCUUCCUCGACCAUGAGCAACAACGCUGCCCCCUCCAAACCCUCCAAACCAUCUGGUGCCUCCCACCUCUCUCUCCAUGGACAGAUCAACGUUCCUGAGGGUGUUGCUGGUGCUCCCAACGAGGCAGCACUGGUAGCCCUGAUGGAGCGCACUGGCUACAGUAUGGUCCAAGAAAAUGGUCAGCGUAAAUAUGGCCCCCCUCCUGGCUGGAAUGGCCCUUCUCCUCCUCGAGGAUGUGAAAUCUUUGUCGGCAAGAUCCCUCGGGACGUUUAUGAGGAUGAACUGGUCCCAGUGUUUGAGUCCGUAGGACGCAUCUAUGAGAUGCGUCUGAUGAUGGACUUUGAUGGGAAAAACCGAGGGUACGCAUUUGUGAUGUACACAGAGAAACACGAGGCCAAGAGGGCUGUGAGGGAGCUUAAUAAUUACGAGGUGCGGCCCGGGCGGCUGCUGGGGGUCUGCUCCUCCGUGGACAAUUGCCGUCUUUUCAUUGGUGGCAUUCCCAAGACCAAGAAGCGUGAGGAGAUCCUGGAGGAGGUCUCCAAGGUGACAGAGGGUGUAUUAGAUGUGAUAGUUUAUGCCAGUGCGGCAGACAAGAUGAAGAACCGCGGCUUCGCCUUUGUAGAGUAUGAGUCGCAUCGUGCGGCCGCCAUGGCUCGCAGGAAGUUGAUGCCUGGACGCAUUCAGCUGUGGGGCCACCAGAUUGCAGUGGACUGGGCUGAGCCAGAGAUUGAUGUGGAUGAAGACGUGAUGGAGACAGUGAAGAUCCUCUAUGUCAGGAAUCUAAUGAUGGAGACCAGUGAGGAGACAAUUAGACAGGUUUUCAGUCAGUGGAACCCGGGAUGUGUAGAACGUGUGAAGAAAAUCCGUGAUUAUGCUUUUGUCCACUUUACCUCCCGGGAUGACGCAGUGCUGGCGAUGGACCACCUCAAUGGCACAGAGGUAGAAGGGUCCUGCAUCGAGGUGACGCUCGCCAAGCCAGUUGAUAAAGAGCAGUACUCGCGUCAGAAGGCCUCUAAGGGGGGAGUUUCUGCCACUCCAGAGGCCACUCAGCAGAACUACGUUUACCAGUGUGAUCCUUACACGUUGGCAUACUAUGGAUAUCCCUACAACACCCUCAUCGGACCCAACAGGGAUUACUUUGUUAAAGGAACCCCAAUGAUACAGAACAAUGCAGGUACUGUGCGAGGUCGUGGUCGUGCUGCUGCAGGUAAUCGUACCCCUGGACCACGGGGGUCGUACCUCGGGGGUUACUCUGCCGGUCGUGGCAUCUACAGUCGCUACCACGAGGGCAAGACCAAGCAGCCCGAAAAGCCCUAUGAGCUGAUGCCCAGUCUGGAGCUUGCUGCUUCCGUCAACCCAGUUGGCAUCAAACCUGGCACAAUGGCAUUGCCAACUCUGGGUGGGCAGUACCCAGUGUUCAGUGCUGCUCCUGCAGCCAAGCUGAUGGAGGAGGGGAAGGUGCACACAGUGGAGCAUCUUAUCAACCCUUUGGCCAUGCAACACCCUGAACACACCACUGCUACUGCUGCUGCUGCUACAGUCCUACCUGCUGUCUCCACCCCACCACCAUUCCAGGGCCGUCCAAUCACUCCUGUGUAUGCCAUGGCCCACAACGUUCAGCGCAUCCCAGCCGCUGGUGGCCUGUAUGGAGCUGGGUACGUCCCCAUCACAAACUACGCUGCCAACACUGCUGCUCUGGCUGCGCUGCAGAAAAAUGCAGCCGUGGCGGCUGCAGCAUAUGGAGGCUACACUGGCUACGCUGUGCCCCAGGCCUUCCCCGCUACGGCCUUCCAGCUGCCCAUCCAUGACGUCUACCAGACAUACUGAUGCGGAGGCUCAGACCACACAAAACAAGUUGUCUUGCCUGUGACUGAAUGACAUCUCAGCAGCGUCACAUAUAGAAACAUCUCUUGAACUUGAGUUCUAAAGGAAUUUGUAGCAAAUAUUAAGAGCACAGACAAAAUGACAACCUGACAUCUCAUAUCUGUUGGCCUCAGUAUGUCCGGGAUCCAAGUCAGCCAUAUAACAUUCUUAAUGAGGCAGCAUCAAUGUUUUCUACUGACUAUUGUAACAAAUAUAGAAGACAGUCAACCCAGCAAUAACCAUAACUCACAUUAACACAAGUCAGUCCCUCUCUGUGACCCCCACCACCUUGUUGCUAUGGCAACAGUAACACUGAAGGUACGUUCAAGUAUUUAUGAAGAGAAGAUGCAUAUUUAAAGUUUUAUUCUUUGUAGAUCUCUCUUUUUAUUGUGUGGUGGUAUCUGUUCUCUGAAACAGGAAACACAGACUUUUACACCUGGUCGAAAGUGUAAAAAUGACAAAAGAAAGUAAAGUUAUUUGAAAGGCAAAGUAAAAGUACAACAGGAACUACUGAUAACUGGGGAUACCACUGAACACAGCUGUCUUUGGACAUAUUAAUGUUUUAUAGAUUUUUUUUUUUUUUUUUGUCAUUAUAUAGUAUUCUGGCCCGUUCUACAUGCUGUAGGUGAUGCUGUCCGUCCACGCUGGUUGAAUGUGUAUGCUUUGAACAUGCCUGUUUGGUACUUUUUGGUUUAUUUAGUUUUAUUGUGUUUUGGUUGUUUAAAAUGAAGGUUAGGUGCGUUUAUUUGCCUAUAAUUAGAUUGCUUGUUUUUCUGUCUCCUUUUUAACUUUUUGAAACAUUUUUUUUGAUUUUGUUUAAAGAAAUGUCACCACUAAAUAAUGUAAUUGUGACAGAAUACUUGGGGAACAAAUACCUGAGAAAAGAAAACUGGAAAAUGAUGCCAACAAGCUAUGUAGACAUCACGUGCAUAGAAACAUUCUCCAUCCUAAGAAGCUGCGCUGAUAGGGGGCUAAGACUGAAUAGCUUUUCUUUUUUUUUUCUCUCAUUUAUGUGUGUUUUUAUUGUAGUUUUUGAAUUUGUAAGGUGAACAAACAUGGGCAGAAACGAGAGACAUUUUUCUGUAUGGACUGGAGCAAUGUGUCACUUGAAUAGCUCCUGCAUUUGCCAGUGCUUACCAAAAAAAAACUUAAGUCUACAUACUACACUCCGGUCUGAUGACUUUAGAAAGAUUCUCUGUGCCUGACUACAGUGCCUUACAUCUGCAUGCUGUAUGUGCCACUUGAUGCUUUUCACUGUGCCUUUUAUGAGAAAGCUAAGCCUAUGUGUUUGGCACAAAGAGGAGUAGACUUUCUCCAUAUUUCCCAUGAACCAGAUUUGGGGUUUUAUUGUAUCGCGUUGAGACGAGCAGGUUUCAGCCUCUGCAGCCAGAUGUGACAAGGCUACCUCCCUCCUGUAGGUAACACUCCAUAUGUCCGUCUCCACUUUAUUUCUCGUCCUGCAAACUGUGCUUGACCAAGGCGCACUUAAACCUAUUUAUAAAAAGGCAAGCGAUUGCCACUUUCAGAAGAAGAGAUAUUAAAUGUUGAGCAUGAAUUCUCCUGUUUAAACUGGACCAGUUUGGCUUUCGUCAUGUUCAUAUGUGUGACAUUUUUUCUUCACGGAAAAACAUUAAAUAACCCUUCUGAAUGCUUAGUAGGCACUUUUAAAACUCUGUAGUGUGUUGAAAAACAACAACGGCAAGUGUAUUAUUGAAAUAACUGGAGCAAUAUUUCACAAUGAAAUAUGCAAGUAGCCAUGCAAUAUAUGAACUGCAACACUGAAACCAGUUCAAGCAGCUGCUGAUCAUGAAGUCACACUCCACAACAGCCAUUCCUUUAUAGAAACAUGCCAAACAUUUUUAUGCUACCUUGUACUUUUGUUAUGAACCCUCCUUUUUUUUUAUUCUCCUCAUUUGAUGGUAUUUUAUUUUCUAACUUUUUUCAUCAGCUUCUCAGAUUUUCGAUAACACACAGAUGCAUUUGACUUUGGGGAGUGUCCGGAUGUAAUGAUUGUGGAUGAGAUAGUAAGUUUAAGAGUUUAGUCCUCCAUACUUGUAUGAAUUUAAAUCUCACUCCAUCAUCUGCAUUUUACUACUUCUCUCUCUCCUCUGAAACUGGAUUUAAUGUAGAAGACAAACUGCUGUUAACUGCUUUAUUAUUAUCUUGUAUGAUGACAAUAAGUCAGGAUAUAUUUAAUAUAUGCAUUAUGUGUGUUGUGUAUGAAGUGAGAAGAAAAGGUAUAAUAUAUUAUAAAACAUAUUUCUUUUCUUUAUUUACACCUUGUUUAGAGACAAAAAGUCAGAGUAACAAAAGUGUUUUUUUUUUCUCUUCUUUUUUUGCCAAAGUGUCCAAUCGUUUUUUAAACAUUCAAGGUUAUUGUGCUUUUUGUGUAAUGUUUUGUUUUGCUAUUUUGAACUGGAUUCGUUGUUAUGAGUGGGAAUACGAAGACCUUCACGUUCUGCUACGUUUUAUCAGUUUUAGCAGCAAAGGUUAAAACUGGCCACUGGUGUCUUAGCAGCAGCCAUUGGAGCCACUUUGGACCUGCUGCAUGUCAGUUUUGGCGGAAAAAAAAGAAAGAAAAAAAAGUAAAAGUCUAACAAUGAUUUAGCCGCCAUCCAAAUUCAUGUGUUAAACCUUCCACUCAAAAUACCUGCUUGACUUUCUAUUAACUGCAUUUCACCCACACUGUAGGAGGACCUCCUUGUGUCAGUGGCGUGGAGCUACAUGUGCCUAGUUCAAUAUAGGUGUUACCAUUUAAGCCUUUUCCUAGUGUGUGCCUUAUUGCCAAGAUGUGCCCUUUGCUAUACCUUUGUAGACCUAUGCAGACUGUUUUCUAUCUGAAGGUUUGUUAAAAAAAAAAAGAAAAAAAGAAACCUUGUUCUGCGUUGUUAUAUUUAUAGUGAUAAAGUAGACAAAUAAAGCAUUUUCCAAAGGA
Messenger RNA from Stegastes partitus (bicolor damselfish), 5335 nucleotides. RefSeq names its product RNA binding motif protein 47 (gene rbm47). Gene Ontology annotation, molecular function: RNA binding. Lineage: Eukaryota; Metazoa; Chordata; Actinopteri; Pomacentridae. The transcript has 8 exons. The record is from RefSeq and is a predicted model, not a curated record. Bases 517 to 2364 code for a protein of 615 amino acids.